This is a messenger RNA of Naegleria gruberi, 435 nucleotides long. RefSeq lists its product as uncharacterized. The record is from RefSeq and is a predicted model, not a curated record. The transcript has a single exon. Lineage: Eukaryota; Heterolobosea; Eutetramitea; Acrasida; Naegleriidae. Bases 1 to 435 code for a protein of 144 amino acids.
AUGAGCACUCUAUACUCUAAGAGAAGAACCUACAGCUGUAUGAAAAAUCUGAAUGAGGAAUCCCUCUCUGAUUUGGAUCAUCUAGUUCUCCUUAAUAAUUAUCUUCAACAUUCCGAUAAAGAACAAGUGAAUGGUUCUAAAAAGAGAAAGUUGACUAGCAAUAACAGAUAUAUUCCAAACAAAGUAAUCAUUAAAGAGGAAGAAAAAGAAACUGAAGAUUCUACUUAUUCACUUACAUCUAUUCAAUUGAAUCCUGAUUUUUGUGAAGAGAUAGAGCUGAGAAUGAAAGCAUUGAGUUCCAGAAUGGAUGAAACUCUCAAGAAACAAGAGGUAUAUUUGGAAAAGUAUGCCAGCAAACAAGUUAUCCAAAAGAAAGAAGCAGCAGAUGAUUGGAAAGAAGCUCUUUGUAAAAUAUAUUUCCCUUCCACUGAAUAA